This is a messenger RNA of Funneliformis geosporum, 1377 nucleotides long. Lineage: Eukaryota; Fungi; Glomeromycota; Glomeromycetes; Glomerales; Glomeraceae. The record is from the annotation of a GenBank genome assembly.
AUGUCUGAAGUCGAAUCUUUAAAAGCAAAAUAUGCUGCAGCUGGUCAAGAACACCUUUUUACUUUCUACGACGAUCUCAGCCCAGAAGAACAGACUUCACUUUUUAAUCAACUUUCAAAACUCGAUAUUGAACGCGUCAACCGAAUCUUCAAGAAAUCGACUUUGUGUUUAGACAUAGUUUCUGAUGCUGAACAGCAAAAAUUGGAACAUUUACCCGAUGAUGUAUUUGAUUCUACUUUAGAUGGUGAUGAAUCAAAAAUUAGAGAUUGGUUAAAUUUGGGUUUGGAUUUGAUUGCUCAAAAUAAAGUUGCAGUCAUUUUGAUGGCUGGAGGUCAAGGAACAAGACUUGGUUCUUCGGCUCCGAAGGGUUGCUAUGAUAUAGGCUUACCAUCUCAUAAGUCUUUAUUUCAGCUUCAAGCGGAACGUAUUCUGAGAUUACAAAAUAUUGCUCAGGAAAAAUCUGGUAAAACUGAAGUCAUUAUCCCGUGGUACGUGAUGACUAGUGGUACGCUUCCCGCAUUGACUAACGACGGCAAGGUCUUUUUGGAAAACAAAUCUACGCUUGCUAUCGCUCCUGAUGGUAAUGGAGGAAUUUAUGCAGCCUUAAGGAAUGAAAAAAUUCUUGAUUCGUUAAAAUCGCGUAAGAUUUCUUAUGCUCAUGCAUAUUGUGUUGAUAAUUGUCUUGUACGUGUUGCGGAUCCUGUAUUCAUUGGUUAUUGCGUUUCUAAGAACGCGGAUUGUGGUGCUAAAGUAGUUCGUAAGGCUUCACCCGAUGAACCUGUCGGUGUUAUUGCACUUCGUAAUGGCAAAUUCAAUGUGGUGGAGUAUAGUGAAAUUGAUCCAUCCAUUGCAGCGAAAACAAAACCUAAUGGUCAACUUGCCUUAGGUGCUGGUAACAUAGCCAAUCAUUUCUAUACAGUUGAUUUCCUCGAUCGCGUAGAAUCUUUUGAAAAUGAACUUGAGUAUCAUAUAGCUAAAAAGAAAAUUAAACAUACUGAUAUUACAUCUGGUGAAUUCAUUUCGCCUUUAAAACCAAAUGGAAUGAAACUCGAACUAUUUGUCUUUGAUGUUUUUCCAUUCACUGAACGUAUGGCCGUUUUAGAGGUUGAUAGAAAAGAUGAAUUUUCACCACUUAAAAAUGCACCAGGAACUGGAGUAGAUGAUCCAGAUACUAGUAUGAAAGAUAUUAUAAACCAACAUGUUAAGUUCGUUGAAAAGGCCGGUGGUAAGGUUUUACCCGGUGACAAUGAUCAACUUAUCUUUGAGAUUUCACCCUUGGUCUCUUAUGCUGGUGAAGGACUGGAGGGAUUGAAUGGAAAAACGAUCAAAACACCUGCCGUUAUUGAAACCUUAGCGGAUUUAAACAAAUUUGUAUAA